This is a messenger RNA of Synchytrium microbalum, 2187 nucleotides long. RefSeq lists its product as uncharacterized. The transcript is spliced from 11 exons. NCBI's taxonomy places the organism in Eukaryota, Fungi, Chytridiomycota, Chytridiomycetes, Synchytriales, Synchytriaceae. The record is from RefSeq and is a predicted model, not a curated record. Gene Ontology annotation, molecular function: ubiquitin protein ligase activity. The coding region runs from base 1 to 2187 and encodes 728 amino acids.
AUGUUCUCACCAACGGUGCCCACAAGGUCACCUUCUAAGGAAGAUGAAAAGGACUACAGUCUAGUGCAAAGAGACUCCUUAGAAGAUGAGCUCUCGGAAGAAAUUGACGAAAAUGAAUUCGCGAUUGAAGAGGAACGAGACGUCGCUCAGCUGGUACAGGGAAAUGGCCUUGACUCUAGGACGCCCUCCCUUCCGCUCUUUACGCUUGUCAGAAUUAGCACCUUUCACUUUGGGUACCAUUUCUUCAACUUCUUGAUCGGUGCUGUGAUAAUGCCAGAUCAAAUUAGGCAAAUUGUCGGUGACGAAUCAAAGGGAACCGCAAUGUCCAUCGUAACCCUGGUUGCGGGCAUCUUCACGCUCUUCUUUGCUAUUGCCUAUGGAGCACUCAACGACCGUAAUUCGUAUCAGAUCAGCCCCAGACAUGGAAAACGGAGGCCAAGCAUCGUGUUGGGGACAGGAGUCAUGUGUCUCUCGCUCUUCUUUCUUUGGAGUGACCACAGUUUGGGAUUUUACAGUGUCGCCUAUCUCUUGUUGACGUUCGGGGUCAUUGUUGCAACGACACCUUUCCAAGCGCUGAUUGCCGAAGUGACUCCAAGAGAUCAGAAAGUUGAGCUUGCCAUGGCCCUGGAUACGCUACCUAACUCGGCUGAUGCAGCAAGAGAUUUUUCUUUAUGGCACUCCAGCUCGGUCGUGCCGUCCAUUGUUGCUGUUCCAAUAGCUGGAACAGUUAGAGACAUUUUACAAAGUGUUGGAGAUAAUGCUGGAAUCAAAUGUUUAGAUAUGGAAGAGGAGAGGACAACAACAGCGGGUCUGAACUCUCCCAUUACAAUAUCAGACUCUCCUGUCUGCCAGAAACAUGAACUGGAUGAUCCGUUUCGUAGAUUGCGAGUUUCAAAGGGAAAAGAACGAGCAAACGAACGAGCAGCAUCAACAGCACCAACAGCUCCUGCUAGGAUUGCUCCUGCGGUACCCAGUAGGCCCAGACGUAUAAUUAAGGACGAACCAUCUGACGACGACCACAACUUUCUUCCAACAUUUGACGACUCAGACGACGACUUUGAAAUUACAAGAAUCUCGCCUGGCAAAAGGAAGAGGCCAUCUGAAGCAGGUACCAAUACUCCUGUAGUGGACCUGAUUACGCCCAGUCCUGGAAGCAAACCGAAGAGCAACAAUAGUCGUUUGCCAUCACCUCCCAAACGACUUCAAUUCCUUGCCGGUGGAAGGAGUCGUACCCAUGUAAAUAAGAAAUCGAAACUAGAACGAUCUGUAAGCUCAAAUCUACCACGGCCGCAACCACGACCGCAAUCCACACGACAACCAACAUCACCGAAUCUGCCUCAACGUACAAGCCCUCGUAUGGCACAACGUAACUUGCUAUCAACCCCCACACAUACAGAUGAAGAUCUUCCUAGAUUUGACGACAUACCCACAAACCCAAUCGAAGCUGAUGAAGAAUUUGCUCGUAGGCUUCAAGCAGAAGAGUAUCAAGUAUAUCAAUCUGAAAAUCCUCUGCAGUCUAUUCAAUCCAUGUUGUCACAACAACCACCUCAGCCAGGUGGCUCCUCUUCUCGCUCUCGCCGAUUGAUUCAAAGUCGUAUUGUAGCUCCGGGUCUUCCAGUGUCUAGGCACUCUGCCAGAUAUUCUCGACGUGGUUACGAACAUGAUGAUGAAGACUAUAUCCCUCCUCCGGAUCGUCACGAAGAGUUUGUUUAUGAUCAACACGACGACUUCCAGCGCGACUAUGACAGAGCAUAUCAAGUAUAUAAUUCAGGUUAUGAUCUAGCCGCAGAUUUGGCUGGUGACAUCAGUCUAGCUCAAAAUCUCGGAAACUAUGGGUUCAUUCCGGAUACAUAUGAAGGCUUGCUAGCACUUUCAGAACGCAUCGGUGAUGCCAAACCUAAAGGAAUCUCAGUGCAAUUUAUGUCACAAUUACCGAGUCGGAAGUAUGUUGGAGGUAGCCUCGUUGGAGAAGAUGCUCGGUGUGCUAUUUGCUUGACAGCAUACGAGGACGGAAAUGAUGUAAAGACGGUUCCAUGCGGUCAUCAGUUCCACGAUGAGGUAUCAUCAAUUCUAUCGAUAUCAUUUAGAGCAGAUGACCAAGCCCGAUUUUUAAUUUUAGUGUGUGGAUUCCUGGUUGAACAAGAAUGGUACUUGCCCAGUGUAAGUUUGAUUGGGGACCCAUUAUAG